CAUAAAACGUUUCCCACCAGUGUUUAUAUAAAAACUCUUGGAAUUUAAACAUUAAUAUUGCAUAUUAUUGGAAUUAUGUGACAUUUUAUCUUCUAUAAUCUGUCUUCUAGAAUCUGUUGUACAGGAUUAUUAGCCUUAAGUUUCGUAGUACUUAAUUAUAAUAUGGUUACACAUAAGGUUGAAGCGUCGUGUAUUGUGAAACAACAACAACAACUGAACCUCCUAUUUCCUGGUUGAAAUACCACCACUGCAGUUAUUUUAUUCAACUCUAGUCAUUUAUUCAAUAUCCUGCGAGGUACUAAAAGAUAUACGAUGCAAUAUAUACAGUAUAUUAUAUCAAGUUGCAGAUAAACAAGUAUUGUCCGUCAGAUAAAGAAUUUAAUUAAAUUUAUAAACAAUGAUUUCAUUCAUUAAGACAAAUAUAUAUUUAAACAAGAUAACAUAUAUCAUAUGAUUGUGAAAACGUUGACAGGUAGUCAGAUGUUUUGCGCAUAAAUCUGCAGUGUCUGAAAUGAAACAUGCAAUAACAAUUACUCAUUGAUUUUGUAAAAGGUCCAUCAACAGAGCAUUUACAGUUUUGAUAUUUAUAUUCUUGCAAGUCGGAAGUCUGUUUUUAAGAUCAAUUCAAUGUGUCUGUACGGUAUUUUGAUUAAGUCGUUAAAGUAAUUAACAAUUCACAGCAGCUAUUAAUAACGUCGUGGUGAGAUUUUGACAGAUGACAACGGUAGGUAAGACAUGUAUAAAAACGUAUUACACGUAAACCAGCAUUGUUAACAACACAACGUUCAUCACACUAUUAUAUACUGGAUAUAAAUUCUGGAUAAAUACUGGAUGUAAACUACUCACACAUGGAUGAAAGAAGAAAGAAAACCACGUUAAUAACUUAAUUGAGUAAGGAAGGAUCUGUGUGUAUUGUAGACGCUAACUAAGCAAGUGAUCGUUAAUUGUUGAAUUGUUGAAGUUAUGAUAAUAUGUUAUCCGGAAUAAAAACGUUUGCUUGCAUACGCUAUAGGUAUAAUUGGGAUGUGCAAUCUUAAUCUGUGAUCUUAAUUCCGAGAUAAAAUGGUUCAUUUUAGAACGCCAGCAUUCUGGAGAAAGAUGUGUGUUUAUCUUAUCAUUAUUUUUACAACAAUUUCUAUGAUGUGCAUGAUACUUAUAAAUAAAAACAUCAUGAUAAAAACACCAGAGACAGCAUUUACCGUUAUCCGCGUGCCAUUAAAGGACACACUGAAGAAACACGCAAAUGAAAAGCCUUCUGCUAAUGUUAAAAUUUCCCUUAAAGAAGGUGAAAAUGGUAUUAUAAAGAACAAAGCAUCUGAUGGGAAACAUAAUUCAGUAUCAGAUAUACAAAGAAAUCAAGCGGCUGACAGUCAGAAAAAAGCAGCCGUGAAAAUUGACAAACGUUUAUUGAGUAUGAUUGAAGAGAUCGAACAAAGUGACACAACAAUUAAAGGCAAAGUAGCACAAAGGGACUUUCUGAAUUUUACUUGUCCGCCGAAGCUGAGGAUUAUUGACGGCGUUGAAGAUUUACUUUGCAUGAAACCACCCAAAUUUUUACCAAGUUAUAAAAACCCUUGUUGGAAUUCGUCCGAGGGCAGGUUCCAGUGUUUGCCAUACUUUCAGGUAAUAGGAAUGGAUAAAUGCGGCUCAACAGAUCUGUUCGACAGGAUCGCUAAACACCCGGAUGUACUGAAAAAUAAUGGUGUGUUAGGGAAGGAGACAAUGUGGUGGUCAUGGUUAAGAUAUGGACAUUGGUUAAAGAAUCGCAAAAAGAUACAACCGUUUUCUCAGUACGUGAAGUAUUUUGACAUCCCAGCUAAAACAAUUAUGCUACAACCAAGAGCAGGAAUUAUUACAGGAGACGGCACUCCUAUGGACAUCUGGGAUAUGAGUGGAUGGGUGAAAAUUCCCCAAAACAGCGGCCUGAAAGAACCAAAAGUCCUUACACCGCAUCUAAUGAAGCACAUGAACCCUAAUGUUAAACUUCUCGUCAUUCUCCGAAAUCCUGUAGAAAGAUUAUUCAGCGACUAUUUAUUCCUUAAAAUUGGCAGACAGUCUUUACGUGCAUUCCACGAAGAAGUUAUUAAAUCCAUUACAUCACUACACUCAUGCACGAGAAAAUAUUCGCUCAGAGCGUGUCUAUACAGUAGAUCCUUACACGUGCGAUCAAAGGCACGAAUCCAUCUGGGUUUUUAUUCCAUAUUUCUUAAAGACUGGUUACAGGUUUUCCCAAGGGAACAAUUUCUCAUCAUGAAGACUGAAGACUAUUCUAACAAAACAAAAGUUCAUCUUCGACAGGCGUUCUCAUUUCUUGGCCUUCGUGACCUGCCAGAAGCUGCUAUGCAAAAGUUUGCCGACGCAACAAGAAAAUACGUGACAAAAA
This is a messenger RNA of Ruditapes philippinarum (Manila clam), 2383 nucleotides long. RefSeq names its product carbohydrate sulfotransferase 15-like. Gene Ontology annotation, molecular function: N-acetylgalactosamine 4-sulfate 6-O-sulfotransferase activity. Gene Ontology annotation, biological process: hexose biosynthetic process. The record is from RefSeq and is a predicted model, not a curated record. NCBI's taxonomy places the organism in Eukaryota, Metazoa, Mollusca, Bivalvia, Venerida, Veneridae. The transcript has 7 exons. The annotation marks the transcript as partial.